Messenger RNA from Hemicordylus capensis (graceful crag lizard), 9304 nucleotides. It is a transcript of the gene CCDC141, whose product is annotated as coiled-coil domain containing 141. NCBI's taxonomy places the organism in Eukaryota, Metazoa, Chordata, Lepidosauria, Squamata, Cordylidae. Bases 282 to 5357 code for a protein of 1691 amino acids. Gene Ontology annotation, molecular function: guanyl-nucleotide exchange factor activity. The record is from RefSeq and is a predicted model, not a curated record. The transcript is spliced from 29 exons. Gene Ontology annotation, cellular component: cytoplasm; plasma membrane. Gene Ontology annotation, biological process: axon guidance.
AGGCUGGCUGUUGGGGAAAGCGCCGCCCGGCAUGAGGAAGCAGCGGCUGCUAGGAGGCGAGAGGAAGUGCAGCCUGGUAAGAGGAAGUGGCAGCUGCUGGGCAGCAACAGGAGAUGGCAGCCAGGCCAGCCGCUGAAGUCCCAUUCGAGCAAUCAGUGUUAGCUGAGCUCUUUGACGGAAUGAAGCCAAGUAACCCUGUUAGUUGCCUUCUGCAAUGACCAGCAGACACACGCAGCUACGGAGAGGCAGCCUUUUCGCAUGAAGCCCACUUCUACAACACCAUGUCAAGCAACGACAGUUCGGAUGGCCCACCUUCUACAACAACAGUUAGUUCAGUUUUUGUUCAGGCUGGGGACUGCCAAAUCGUCAUAGCUAUCCUUAAGUGUGGAAAUUGGGUGCAGCUCCAGCUGGCUGAAUCAGUACCAAAUUUAUUGGAAAUUGGCAGCAAUCAAGAAGAGACCAAAAAAUUACUGCAAGAUCAUGAACUUCUCCUGGCUAAACUUAAGCCUAUGGAAGACCAAGUUUGCGACCUGUUACGUGAAGCAGACAAAACUGCAGCAGAAAACAAAGAUCAAGGACAGUUGUAUGAUGCCAUGGCGGAGACACUGGGAGAUGCUUGGGAUUCCCUGGUUGUUGUUCUAGAGAAGCGCAGGAUGCUUUUGAAACUUACUUCAGAUUUUUUUGAAAAUGCCCUGGAGUUUGCUAUCAAAAUCGACCAAGUUGAAGAGUUUCUGCAGAAUUCCCAAGAGUUUGAGAAUACGGAGUCCCUGAAAGCACUCCUGCAUCAGCAUGAACAUCAUACAAAAGAGCUCUUAGAAAAGUCAUUGGUCCUCUUAAACAAAAGCCACGACCUUACUGAAUUCAUAGAGGAAUUCAAAUCUGACGGGCCCAAUGUAAAUCCUGAAUUCAUUCAGGGAGCCCACAGUAGCUGCUUGAAAAUUGACAAUCUGCUUGAAGUUCUCCAAGACAGGCGAAGGCAACUGGACAAAUACCUGAAGCUGCAGCGCCAAGGAUUAGAGCAGGUUCUGCAAAUCUGCCAAUGGCAUCAUCGGGAAAAUCAGAUAACAUCUUGGUACAAGAAGAAUAUUAAAGAUUAUUUACAUAAACAAAAUUUGGGGUCAUCUUUAAAAGAAAAUACAGAGUUACUUCAGGAACACAAGGAAAUGGAAAAUAAAGUUAAGGAGUGGAAUUCCACUGUGGAGGAAUUAAAAUCUGAUGCACUCAAGAUACUUUUUUCAGAGGAGUAUGCUGAAAAAGAUCAUCUCAAGCUUUCAAAUCAAAAAAUAAACCUGCUACAACAGGAGGUGAAUCGUUAUAUGGAGGAAAGGAACACCUUGUUGCAAGAGGCCAAUGACUUCUUAAGUGCAGCAGACAAGGCAUAUGGUGUACUUGGAAAUGCUGAGACCUCUCUUAAGCUCCUUAGCUCUGAAGACUUAAGUUUGCCUACUUUGGCAAUAAGGUAUGAUGAACUUAAGAAAGAAAUUACAGAUGGAUCAGCUGAUGCCCUGCAGAAGGGGGACACCUUGCUUAGCAAAGGAGAUACCCACAGUUCUUGGAUGAUUGGCAUUCAUGAGACAAUAGACUUCAUUCAGAAAAGAGUAGAUGAGUUGAUCAGACUGUGUCUUCCUUACAAAGAACUUGUCUCCAAAAAGCAAGAGUUAACCACCUCCUUGGAUGAUUACAUCAAGAAGGCCUCUACAAAAAUUAAGAACAUUAGCCCAAUACUUUCAGCUGCAAUGAAUCCUGGAUCAUCUGUGCCUGAAUCUGAGGAAGUCCUGAACAAAUAUAUAGAACUGGCAAAUCAAACAAAGGAGAUGGCAAAUGAACUGGAAUUAGCUGUGAGAAUUGCUAAGGAAAUGGAAGAAUUUGAAACCACAGAAGUGGCAGCUUUUUCUAAUAAAACAAACCUUCUAAAAGAAGAACUGGCAACACUUAACAGAAAUAUUAGCUUAAAACUGGAAAUCCUGAAGCAUUACGUAGAAUUUUUGAAGUCUUCAUAUGAGGUCAGUGAUGACACUCAGAAGUUGAAGGAAUUCUAUAUAUCUGAGCCUGUGCAAGAAGACACCGAAACUAAAAAUGAGACAUUGAUGCAGUCAGCUGACAUCCAGUGGCAGACGGUUUUAAAGAAGCUUCUUUCCACUCAAGAUAUGGGGCGUGACUUUUUAAAUUUAGUAAACAUGGUAAAUGACAACCUAAUAUUGAAUGUUGAAAAUGUUGUACAAGUAACUGAACACACUAUUGAUAUUCUGAACAAAGAAAAAGAAGAAUUGACACGACUUUGGACAACAUGGAAACUUAAUAUGAAUCAAGUGAAAUCCAUCAAACAACAAUGUGGGAAAUUCAAUGAGCAAUUUAAAACUACCACAGAAAGCUUAAACACUCUUCAAGAGGCACUCAGGUCUACCACAGCACUUGAUCUUGGAAGUAACCUUUCUGUGUUUGUGGAGCUGCAAAAUAAAUUUAACCAAAUGAAACCACAGUUUCAGCAACUCAAUGCUGAGGUGGAAUACACAUUAAAGUUAUCAGAGCAGCUGAGCUUGAAAGGAGUCCCUGACAUGGAAAAGUCUGAGAAAGUAAGUGAACUCAUUCAUCUCCAUAAGGAGAUAAAGGAAAGGAUGGCAGAAUAUGAUGACAUUUUCAACAAGACAGUCAAAUUCCAUCAUGUCAAGGAGGAACUUGAAGGUCUCAUAAAAUCAGGAGGAUUAGAUAUCCCGGAAAUGAAAGAAGUGCCCAGUGACACACCCCAUGUUAAGAUUCAUUUGAAUAAUGCUCAGGAGAAGCACGCACGUAUCAAGCAUCUGUAUACAUUGGCACUCUCACUUGGAAUGGAUAUAAUUUCAACGGUGCAACAUCCUGAUUCUUCUAAUGUUUCUGUAAAGAACCUACAACAGCAGUUGGACGCGCUUGAAUCUGACAGUGUUAACUGGGGUUCCAAAGCAGAGAAGUAUGAGGAAGAGCUGUCACACAUCCUCCAUUUCUGCACUACAAGAGACGAGAUACAUGAGCUUAGGGAAUCGUUUAAAGACCUCAAAAAGAAAUUCAACAACAUGAAAUUCAACUAUACCAAAAAAACAGAGAAAGCACGAAAUCUGAAGACUCUAAAAAUUCAGAUUCAGCAAGUUGAUACAUAUUCUGAAAAAAUGCAGGUACUGAGAAAGAAGACAGCGAAUCUAAAGAAGAAGAAGAUCUUGGAUUCUUUAGAAACUCUGCCUAGUGACAAAGCUAGUAUACUCUCUGAAUCCAUCAAUGAAUUAGAGAAACAGCUGAGUGAAUUUGGCAAGAUUAUGGAAGACUACAAACAAAAUUUAGAUCUGAUGGAGCAUCUGCAACAGAUGAUGGACGAGUGUCAAUUCUGGUGUGAAGAAGCAAGUGCUACAGUACUUAGAGUUGAAAAAUAUUCAGUAGAGUGUAAAACAAGAGAAGCAGUAGAAAUACUCUACAAGCAGUUCAACAAGUUUAUUGAACCUUUAGUCCCUCAACAAGAAGAAAGAAUCCAGCAGAUUAUUAAUCUUGCCAAAGACUUAUAUGGUUUUGAAGAAGGAAAGAAGUAUGUUGAAAAAAUAAUAGCAAAACACAAGGAAGUUCUUGAUUCUGUCAGUGAACUGUGUAGUUCGUUAACGGAACUUGAAGACAAAUUUGGGGAAGAUCCACUAAAGGGGAAACCCCUCGAUUCUGGUAAUUUUGAUGAUGAGCAAGAAACAGAACGAGAGAGUCCGGAACAGAACAUAAUUAAGGAGGAUAUAAGAGAAAAGGCAAGCGAACCAAAACCACAGGAAGAGAAGAUAUUGGCUGAUAUUUCAGUUAUUUGCCCAGCUGAUGAGGAUUCUGUUUCACAGGACACUGAUUUGUUGUCUCCAGCCAAAGACGAGAGCUUUCAGGCCAAGCUCCUGGCAGAAGAUGCACCCUCUGGAGAUGAAUAUGAGUGUAUAUCCCCUGAUGAUAUUUCUUUGCCACCGCUUUCUGAGACGCCAGAAUCCAACCUUCUGCAUUCAGAAACAGAGCUGGAAGAGCCACCAUGCUGUAGUUCACAUAGUCUGCAUGUCAGCUCCUAUAGCGUGCAAAUGCAGAUAAACGCUGGCAGUAAAAGAAUGACAGAUGAAUCUGAUCCUUUAACCUCUGUUGCUUACGCUGACACGCCUGGUCACAGAAAGGAACAUAUGUCAGAUCAGCUGGGAAGAUUUUCUUCCUCUACGCUAAGCUACCACUCAAAAUGCAAAGAGGAGUCCCCUUUUACUCCUAGUUCACCAGAAAUGCCUGUCCCCGGCACUGCUUCCUGCACGCUCAAGACAAAGCCUGCCUAUUGCAUGCUGAGUGAAGUGUGCGAGACCCAUUUGCAACGCCGUGAGGUCCACAGAAGCAUGACAGAAGCACAGGGAGAAUUGCAUGACAGAAAUAACUCCACUAAAACCCAGGAUAGGCUGCAUGCUCCACCCAAUGCAUUCUCAGGUCUCCUGUUUCAAUCAGACGCCACCAGAAGCUGUCAGAGGCAGAUGGUCACCCGAGAAGAGAUUAAAAGUAUAUCUGAAAAGAACAGCAUGGUCAGCCUAUCUGGACAGGCGCCUAACUUCUCCAAGCUUCUGUCUAAUGUAACUGUCAUGGAAGGUUCUCCGGUGACUUUGGAAGUAGAAGUAACAGGAUUUCCAGAGCCUACACUGACCUGGUACAAGAAGGGCCAGAAAGUGACUGGAGAUGAGCACUUAAAGCUCUCACACAAGGACACAAAGUAUACUAUGCUCAUUCAGAAGGUGUGUGACACAGAUGCCGGCCUCUAUGUGGUUCGGGCUAAAAAUUCUAGUGGCACAGUCUCCUCAAGUGCCAUCCUCCAUGUGCAAGUGCAAGGAAAACAGCCAAACUUCAUCAAACAAUUUGGACAUACAACUCUGCAAGAAGGAGAUGAUUUAAACUUACAUUGCACAAUAUAUGGAAUACCAAGGCCAAAUGUCAUUUGGACAAAAGAUGGCAUUAAAGUGGCAGCAAGAGAAAUUAGUAUUGAGAAAUUAGGGGACACCUAUUACCUUUUUAAAAGAAAUGCAGUCCUUGCUGACACUGGAAAAUAUAUCUGCAUUGCCACUAAUGAAGUGGGGGAGGCAUACUGCUCAGCCUUCAUAAGAGUAAUAGAGAGGAAUAAAAAUGUACAUGUUCCCAGUGUAACUGAGACUAAAUCACAGCAAGAGCAAAGCUAUUUGUCAAGAAAAAAGAAGGCGGCUGCGCCUGAAGCAUUACAAGGUCAGGAUUCGCAUUGCUUGAGAGGUCAAAGGCAAAUGACUAAAACGCAUUCCUUGAGAAAACCAUACAGCUGCCAUUUAACCACCCCAAAGCUACAUCAAGACCACCAGCAGAGGAGUUGGAAGAUGUAGCCUGAGUCACCCAAGCAACAAAAAUACUGGAGAAAUACAGUAAAAGACAUUAGUUUCAGAACCUCCAGAAUUUUCAGAGUUGGCUUCCCAAAGAGCUCUUCAUCAUGUUGCCAGAAUGGUUUAGUAUUACCACACUUCUGUGUAGCAGAUGGUGCACAUUUCACAGAUGUCUCUUGUUUUCAAUUGCCACAAAAGCUUAUUUUAUAUCAUCUGUAAGAGCUUAGAUCAUUGUCUGAAUUAGUGUUCCUUUGAAUUCAGUGAAGGCUUAUACAUUGUUCCAUGAUGAAUUUCCUUCCCUGGCCCAAGGGUUCAGGCUGACAUACACUAUAUAAUCUAGGAGCAGUGUUGUGCAGAACUGCUGAACUGGAGUGCUGAACUGGAGCAGGGAGACCUGGGUUCAAAUUUCCACUUAGCUGUCCCACUGAGUGACUUUCAGUUAGUUACUGUCUCUCAGAACCUCACGGGGUUGUUGUGUGGCUGCCAUGGAAGAGGGGAGGAGACCAUAUGACAUAAUACAGCAAUCAUCCUCAUCAACAUAAUCAUCUCAACCUUAUGAGAUAGAGAGCGUAGCUAGGAGAGGGGAGGCCCAUGUUUGCCCCUCUCCCCAGUGGCCGCCUCAGAGUGAGGGAAAUAAUGAAGAAAAUAGGGAGGGUUGGAGCUGGAGGGCCCUCAGAAGCUUCCGCUCAAUUAUAGCUACACCCCUGAGAGAGAUCAUGCUAAAAAGUAAUAACUAGAACCUUAGGGCUAGCCUAAUUUCACUCACAAAUAACCCAAAUGGUGUUUUGGGACAGGAGCUUUUUCAAGAGUACCAAUAAAACAGGCAACUCAAGGAGUGUGCAAUUAGGAUCCUUUUACUGUGUCGUAUGAAACACUCACUGGGGCACCACACUGCUCUUAGAUCACACAUACAAGGGCUCCUGCAGGGAAUCUGGGUAUCAGAUUGUUCAGUUCAGCUUCUUGGAAAACAAAGCAUCUUGGCCCAGCCCUGUUGAACUUGUGUUGGGCCCCUCGCAUCUGAAACUUACAGACUAGCUAGCGUACCAUACUGGUGCUCAGUCUCCUCCUCUGCACCUGGAGGUUUUUCACACAUGGCUCUAUACCUCGGGGGUAUCUGUCGAGCGAAUCUGCUUCACAGCAGAUUCAAGGCAUUUUAAUGUGAGGGAUUAGAUGGACCAUCCACAUAGCCAUUGGCACCUCCAUCAACUCCUUUGGAGGAAGCAGAAGCCCUGGAGGUUUUUUGCUGCUGGAAGUAAAGGAUUUUUUUUUACCCUGGACAUAACUCAGGCUAAGCCAGAAUUUGCAGCCUCCAUUCAGGGAGAAUCAAAAUCCUGUCUGUCCUGGUCCCUGAUAGCCCGCAGGGAGGUUGGGUUAAAUCCAGCGAAUAUGUGGAAUGGCACACUCCAGUCAGGAGUGGAUUCAAGGGUAAAGCCCUGUUUGUAAAACCUCCACUCUUCUUUUCAUAGGAAGAACUUCAGUGGAAGUACCUUCUCUUCAUAUUCUCAAUUAAGAAUAGACAACUAUUGUCAUAGCCAAAUUAAAUAUCAGUAGUUGUAUAUUUACAUUUCAAUGCAGUUCAGGCCAGAAAUGCAGAGUAUGCACACCAUGUGGAUGCCUCUGAAAAUUGCCCUUAUGUGCUUCAGUUUCCCCCUUCUUCCCCAUAGUAUCAGGAAGACUCAUGUUUUCACAUAAUGAUAGCCACAGACUGAGUGUGGUGAGCGAUGUGAAAUUCGGGGGCGGGGGCUAAAAAAAGUGCACACAGUGGGAACCCCCCCCACACACACAUUUUUUGGGUGGGGUGGUGAUGGUGUUUUUCUUCGUGCCUUCACAUCUCUAAGUGUAGUGAUGGAGAGGAGAGCUGGUCUUGUGGUAGCAAGCAUGACUUGUCCCCAUAGGUAAGCAGGGUCUGUCCUGGUUGCAUAUGAAUGGGAGACUUGAUGUUUGAGCACUGCAAGAUAUUCCCCUCAGGGGCUGAAGCCGCUCUGGGAAGAGCAGAAGGUUUCAAGUUCCCUCCCUGGCGUCUCCAAGAUAGGGCUGAGAGAGAUUCCUGCCUGCAACCUUGGGGAAGCCGCUGCCAGUCUGUGAAAACGAUACUGAGCUAGAUAGACCAAUGGUCUGACUUAGUAUAUGGCAGUUUCCUAUGUUCCUAGUGGCCUGCCCCCUCAGGUUUAUUUUAGACACCACUUCCAGAUUGUUCAGCAUGUAUUUAAAAAGUCACUCUCUCACCCCUUUACUUGAAGAAUUUUUUUAAAAAAACCUACUCAGGCAUUAUUCUGUCUUAUUGUUCACUAAUGAAAUUAAAUAACAUUUAAGCAUAAUAGGAUACUUGUACUUAGGUUCUGGGUACAGGGCAGCAUUAUAUUAUAACACUGGGAGUUCACUUGCUUCCAUUCCACAUUAUUAACUUUCGGGGCAGUGUAGCUUAUGAUCUAAUGACAUCAGAGGAUGAGUCUUCCUCUAAGUUACAGGGGAGCGGGGGAACUCAUUGGGGUGCUAUUUUUGGUGGCAUCACCAUAGGGCAUAGAACUUGAAGAUGCAGUUUCAGGGUAAGGCAGGACUGUUCCAUUACCGCAUUGUGGAGGUAAGACUGGACAUGUUUGCAGUCAUGAGGAGAUUACAAAUACAGAACGUUGCUACCACAGGAAGCACAAUGAUUGUAAAUGGUCUGUAUGUUUGGGUGGUUAUAGUUUUUGUAUUUCAGACCUUUUAAGCUGACUUUGACUGGAAAGGCAAGGUAUAACUGUUAAAACAAAAAAAAUGUAACAUGGCUGAUUUUUAGGUCUGAGAUCAGUGGCGUAACUGAUAGAGUUACGCCACUGAUAGAGACAGUAGAGCAAGGGGAGACAGUUAGAGCAAGGGGAGACAGUUGUCUGGGGGCCCACUGCCUUGGAGGGGCCCCCAGAGGCAAGUCACAUGACUGACUCCCCCAGCUGUGCACCCGCCCAGGCUUCCUUCAGUUGUAUUCAUCCUCCGAAAUUGAUGUGAGUGUGAAGACCUGGAGCUACCAGAACAGCAUGUCUUUCUCUAGUACCAUUCAAUGGCUUACAUCGUCCACAAUUUACAAAACCUUUUAAAAAAUAAUUUAGGAUGAUGUUCUAUUGUGGCAAAUAGGAGAGAGAGAUAUAAAUUUUUUACUAUGCUUUUUGUUACCACUAAUCAAGCCUCAUUUAAGAUUUCUUUACUUCAUGAGCUGAGCUUCGUGGGGGGGGGGGCAUUUUAAAAUCUUGUCUCUGGGCCCACUCCAAGCUUGCUAUGCACCUGUCUGAGAUGAUGGGAGGAUGCCUGCCUUUGGGACUCUUUAUUUGAUUUGCUUUAUUUGAUAAGCAUAGACAAAGAAUUUGGCUUGAGUGUCACAAAAAAUAUAGAAUAUGCUGCAUAUCCUUUCCUCCUUUCCUUCUCAAAGCAAAAAUAUAAGAUAAAAUCUGCUUGCAUUCCCAUUAUAUCUAAUCAAGUAAUGAGAGACAAGUGUAACGUGUAAACAAAUAAAUCAUUUGCUUGAAAAUGAUACUACAAAGACAAUUUCCCCCCUACAUAUUUUAAAUACACCAGAAAGUAAAUAUGUGCACAUAAAUUUAUUUAUUAUUUUUCUGUGUAAACCGCUUUGGAAACUUUUGUUGAAAAGAGGUAUAUAAAUUGUUGUUGUUGUUGAUAAAAGGAGCCGGGAAGACAGACCCUUCUUCUUCUACCUUUAUCCUUCAAAAAUGUUGAUUUGUUGAAAAAGCAGAAAAGGCAAGAAUGAAAUUUGAUCUUCAAGACAUAAUGCAUAUGCAUUCAUGCAAGACCCAUAAUUCAUGUUCCAGCAAUAAAUUAUUUAUUAUACAUAUUAAUUGCUGCAAUGUAAACAGUGAGGUUCAAGAUGAAUGUCCAUAGCAAAUUGAAAUGCUUGAUUUUUAAUUCACUGUAAAUGCAAAUGACUGGAAUAAAAAUGGUAUCCAUCUCUCCCAAAUAUA